CUUCUGCCCGCCCGCCCCGUGGUCGGCGAGCGAAGGGAGAAGGCGGCCAGAGGCCCGAGCUCUUAACCAGCCAGGACCUGGACGCAGCCACAGCCAACGCAACGACCGCACCAGCAGGGUGCGGGCUGGGCCCUGCGAGACUCUCGCGAUGUUGCUAGGGGCCCUGCGAGACUCGGCAGCGGGCGCCGCCGGUUGCUACGGGCCGCGACUGGGGGAGACGUGCGGCCGCCGCGAAGGGAGGUCAUCGCCGCCCCGAGAUGUCUCAGUUUACAAAUGAAGAUGAAGCUCUGUUACAGUCCAUGCUUAGACAAUUGCUGCAAAGUGUGAAGGAAAAAAUCACUGGGGCUCCGUCAGUGGAAUGUGCCGAAGAGAUUCUCUUGCAUUUGGAGGAAACUGAUGAAAAUUUUCACAACUAUGAAUUUGUGAAAUACCUUAGGCAAUAUAUAAAUAAUACUCUGGGCUCUGUGAUUGAAGAAGAAUCAGAAAAAUGUACUUCUACUCAAAGUCAGAGUGAAGUUUCUGGCUAUGAUACUCUUGUCCAACAUGUUACUAAGAAGACACGUGAAUCAAAACAAUACAGAGAAAUGAUGCAUGCCUUGAAGAAUGUCAUGAUGGUUGUGGUAGAGUCUUUAGUUAACAAGUUUGAAGAAGAUCGGAUGUGUAAAAAGGAGCUGGAUAGUGAAACCAAGAAGAAAUCUCAAAGUUAUUAUGGCACAGACAACUAUUCCGACAGUGACUCUUCAUUCAAUCAAAGUUAUACAUUCAUGAGUCAAGAACAAUUGCAGCUGCUUGUGGAAAAGCUUGACCCUAUUCAGCCUAAGGAAGUUCGCCAAGAAGCAUUGCAGACGCUGUGCUUGGCCCCUCCAUCUGAUGUAUUGAGCUCUGAGUGUUGGCCAAAUCUACGUAAGCACCUGACGAUGUCUCUGUCAGAUCCCGAUGAAAUAUUCAGUGAGAAAAUUCUUAGGUUUUAUGCAAAAACCUUCUCUUCAUCUCCAUUUAAUAUGACAAGAGAAGUCUAUACAAGUUUAGCACAGCAUUUGGAGUUUUACUUCCUUUCUGGAGAAUAUUCUCUUCGCAUUUCAUCAGGUCUGGAUGUAUCUAAUGCAGAAGUAACUCGUAUACUUAAAAAGGUUCGUCUGUUAAAUGAAUACCAAAAGGAAGCUCCAUCUUCCUGGAUUCGUUAUCCAGAAAAGUACAUGGAGGAAAUAGUGGAGAGUACCUUGUCACUGUUGUCAGUAAAACAUGAUCCCAAUCAUCCUGCCUCUUCAGACUUCUUAAGUCCCAUCUACUUUUUGGCUCUGCUGGAUAUCAAGGCUGUAUGGUUUAAAAAGUGGACGCAUGCACAUUACAGCAGAACAGUGAUACUUAGGCUUUUGGAAAAGAAAUAUAAAUCUUUGAUUAAUGCAGCUGUCCAGCAAUGUCUUGAUUAUUUUGAAUUUUGCAAGGCGGCAGUUUGUAAAACUUCCAGAGUCAAUGACUUCCCUCAGCAGCAUUCUAAUAAUGAGCAGAAGUUUUUUUAUACUGGAUCAGAAUUGCAGUACAUCUAUUUUGUUCAUUCAUUAUGCCUUUUAGGCAGAUUGUUGAUAUAUAAGCAAGGCCGAAAUCUCUUUCCAGUACAGCUGAAAAACAAAAAAGAUUGCGUAUCCCUAACUGAUCUGUUGGUAUUGUUUACUCAACUUAUUUAUUACUCUCCAAGUUACUCAAAGGAGGCUUUGGCAGCACGUACAGACAAUUAUUCUCCAGCAAGUCUCGUUAUGGAGAUUCUGCAAGUGUUCUGUGAUCAAACAGGGUGUGCUACUGACUGUUUAUAUACAGAUGUAGUGAUGGAUGCCCUACUUGAUCCUCUUCAAAGUUUACUGAAUGGUACAGAGGUAUUUAUAAAUUGCCUUGAAACCACUUUAAUUGAUAUAGCUGAUAUUUUGGCAAGGAUUGCUGCUGCAGAAGAUGGUCUUUCUGUUCUUCUUUAUGGAGGAAAUAAAAACUCUGCAAAAGAAAAUAGUCCUACAGCUGUUCAUAUAAUUGUUCAGUUUACAAAGAAACUUCUUCAUGACGACAUUUCUCUUUUAUCUGGAUCCGAGCUUUUGCAAGUUGUUAAAGGAGCUUUCAUUUUUGUAUGUCGUCAGAUGUACAGAACAUGUGAAGGCCUGCAGAUGCUAAUUCCUUAUGGCUUGCAUGAAUCAAUUGGAGAGGCCUGGAAAAAGGCAAGUUUGCUUUCAGAAAGAGUACCUACCCCUGUAACUGGUGCAGACUCCACAUCAUCAAUAAGUCUAGACUCAAAAAAUGUUGUGUUAUGGGAAGAGACUUUGCUAGAUGCCCUGCUAAAUUUUUCAGCCACACCCAAGGGACUAUUUUUGCUUCAUAGUACUGGGGCCAUGAGUGACUGUGUGAGCUUUAUGUUCAACAGUUUAUCAAAAAAACACCAGGCAAAUGAACAUGAAGAAUUUGAUAAUGGAGUGAUUGUUGCACAAAUGGCGACAACACCAACAGCUGCAGUAGCUCUACAGAGUUCAGGAUUUAUAAAGACAUUUGUAGCCAAACUGUGGGCUCUUCUGGAGUGUGGAAAAGAUGAUGUGAGGAUAACUCAACCCAAAUCUACUCCAGUUGACCCUAUUGACCAGAGCUGUCAGAAGUCUUUUCUAUGUCUGAUAAACUUGCUCACUUACCCUGCAGUUUUUGAGCUACUGAGUGAACAGGAUAUACCAAAUAAACCAAUGUAUUCACACCGUGAAGUACCCACAGACAUUAUUAAUAUCAUUGACAGAAUUAUAAUUUUGAACUCGGAAGCAAAAAUUCAUUCCUUAUUCAAUUAUGAACAAUCGCAUGUCUUUGGUCUACGGUUGUUAAAUGUGCUAUGCUGUGAGCUUAAUACCCUUUUGCUCUUGGAGACUAAGUAUAAAGUGUCACAAGUUUUACUCACUGCUCAGGAAGAAAAUGUCACAGAAGCUUUGGAAGGACCAGGAGAUUUUAUUGUUGAUAGUCUAUCAGUUGAGAGAAACCAUGUUCUUGUCAGAAUAAAUCUUAUUGGAGGACCACAGGAAAGAAUUUUGCCUUCAAGAACUCUAGAUAAGGGCAGUGAUCCAUAUCCAUGGCCAAUGUUUUCAUCAUUCCCUUUGCCAAAGUGCUAUCUUGCAGAAGUUCCUAGGAAAGCUGAUUUCAAACAAGCUCUGUUUAGAAAUCUAAUUCCUAUGCAAACCUCAAGAUUAACCUUUUGGCUCAACUCAGAUAAAGUUCUUGACAAACUGAUGUCAAUCUUACAAAGUCCAGGUGGACAAUCUGAGUGGGCUGAAAUUUGCAGAAGGCAAUUCUGCAAAAUCAUGAAAACCAGACCGGAUACCAUCAGUGGACCGAUUUUGGCAGAAUUAAUUGAAAAAUUCGUUUUACAUCUUUCUGAGAGUCGAUCAAAUUGUUAUUUCAGUAUGGGAAGAUAUGAAGCCACAGAUGCAGAUGUGAAGAAAGAAAACCUUUCAUCGGUGCAGCAGCUUGGUAUUGAAAUGACAGUCAGAUAUGGAAAACAUCUGAACUUGCUAAAAGAACAUGCUGAAAAUGAGCUAUGCUUCGUGUUAAUGAAUUGUGAGCAGUUUCUGAAACAACAGCAGAGAGCUGUGGUAUCCUCACUUCGCUGUUUGCAGGGACACUAUCCUGGCUAUGACUGGUUUGCAUCUUCUGUGUUCCUCAUAAUGUCAGGGGAUGGAGAGAAAACUCUAACAUUUCUUCAGCAAUUUUCUCAUCUUCUUGUUUCAGCGUUUCUUUGGAUACCAAGACUGCAUAUGUCUGUGCACCUGCCUAUUGCCACAGUGGAAUCUGGCAUCCAUCCAGUCUACUUUUGCAGUGCUCACUACAUUGAGAUGCUGCUGAAAGCUGAGUUGCCGCUUGUCUUCUCUGCCUUCCACAUGUCUGGUUUCACUCCAUCCCAGAUUUGCCUACAAUGGAUAACUCAGUGUUUCUGGAAUUACAUGGACUGGAGUGAGAUCUGUCAUUACAUCGCCACAUGUAUUUUCCUCGGUCCUGACUAUCAGGUUUAUAUGUGUAUUUCUGUGUUCAGACACCUACAGCAAGACAUCCUGAGGCACACUGAAGCCCAAGAUCUCCAGGUUUUUCUUAAAGAAGAAGCACUCCAUGGAUUUCGAGUGACUGAUUAUUUAGAAUACAUGGAAAGCUUGGAACUGAUCUACAGACCCAUGCUGCUAAAAGACAUGAGGAACAUCAGAGUGCAGAACACAUAGAUCAAGCAUGACAGAUUUUCUAGCUUUGGUUACGUUCAGUAAAAGAAUGUUGAUUAUUUCAUAUAAAAACAUGCACUAAAAUAAGUCAGGCUGUGUAUAUGUACAUACUGUAAAAUAAAUAAGGAGGGUUUUCAGAAUAUGGUUUUUACAAAAUGUCUUCUCUGAAAUUGGAUGUCCUAAAAAUACAGUAUUUUCCCAGACUGAUCACAUGCAUAGCUUCUUUUUUAUUUUGCAUAAAGUAGAUUCAGAAUUCAGAUUGUUGAAAUUUUUUCAUUAAAAUACAUAGAACCUGUUUGCAAAUCAUUGCAUCACUGUCAUAUUCAUGCAUCACAGUCCUAAAACCUUUGUAUUUUGUAUGGGCCUGACGAAGUGAUUUUAUUUUAAUUUUUUUAGAAGCAACAGUGCAUAAUUCAUGUGUAUGAGAAGUGAAUAAAUGAAAAAUAAAUCUCUG
Molecule: messenger RNA, 4674 nt
Organism: Lagopus muta (rock ptarmigan)
Lineage: Eukaryota; Metazoa; Chordata; Aves; Galliformes; Phasianidae
Gene: TBC1D32
Product: TBC1 domain family member 32
Exons: 35
Coding region: 258-4223 (1321 amino acids)
Biological process (GO): non-motile cilium assembly
Source: RefSeq, a predicted model, not a curated record